CCGCCCGUCCCGCUUCCGCUCCUGGGCGGAAGGAGGCGGGGAGCAGGGCAGGGCGGAGCACGCGGGCCAGAGCGCAGGCAGGUGCGGGCGUUGCACAGAGGUUUUUGAAGUCAUUCUUGCAGUGAUGACAGCAGUGAUGACGUGGUAGCGUGUCUGCUGCGUUUUGGACAACUUGAAAGAUAAGUGUUGGGACACAGCGUAUGUCUUAAGUAUGCAGUCUGUAAAUAUGCUUCUGAAAAACUUUGUCGGGUGUUCUGCCUUCCCCUUUGUUGUGCAACAUAGGAUGAAAAAGGAUUUAUUUCCACUCUGUAGACCUCUGAUUUUAUCACCUUGCUUGAAGGAGAGCACUUCACACAAUCCCUCUGAAAAGCUAGAUUUAGAUGAGUGGAAGAAGGUAAUGAAAUCUGGAUUGCAAGUUGCCAAUGAGACAGUGUCUGAGCAUAAGGAGCUUUCCACUUUGGCUGCUGCACGUGAGACUGUGGAGAUGUGGAGACUGGCUGGCAGAUCAGUUCCUGAAAAUAUCAGUGAAGAACAGCUAAAAACUUUCAUGGAAUGUUCUUCCAAGUCAUCUAAAAAGAAGUAUUUAAAGUACUUGCAUCUAAAAGAGCUUUACAAGAAAAAUGACAAAAGAAAGAUGGAGGAGAAAAAGGAAAGAAGGCUAGAAACCCAGGAGAAAGCUUCAAAAAGUGAUGAGAUCAAAAGGAAUUCAUUCAUCUGUUUGUGGGCCAAUGCUAUAGAAAAAACACAUAAUUGGAGAGCUGCUCAGUCUAUGGUCUUUGGCCAACCUCUAGUAUUUGACAUGUCUUUUGAAAAUGAUAUGUCACCCAGAGAAGUAGCAAAUACAGUUAGACAAAUAGUACUCAGUGAAAGUUGUAAUAGAAAAUCUGUGGAUCCAUUUCACAUUCACUUCUGUAACCUCAAAGACAACAGCCAGUAUCAUAGGGAAUUUAUCAAGUUUUACAGAGAAGCAUGGGACAAAUUACUUAUCACUGUGACAGACCAGUGCUAUACAAAUAUUUUUCCAAAGAACAAGAUUGUCUAUCUGACAGCUGAUUCUCCCAAAGUCAUGAAGACAUUCGAUCAUGAUAAAGUCUAUAUCAUUGGGUCAAUGGUUGACAAAAGCAUAAGAACAGGAGUUUCUUUAGCACAAGCAAAACGUUUGGGACUGGAGACUGCCAGCCUUCCACUAGAAAAGUACUUGCUUUGGAAUACAGGAGGCAAAAAUCUCACAUUGGACCAAAUGAUGCAUAUUUUAUUAACACUGAAAGAUACUGGAGACUGGAAGAAGGCUCUGGAAUUUGUUCCAAAAAGGAAAUAUUGUGGCUUUGUAGGUAGGUCUGUGCAUGAACUGAAAAAAACCUUAAAUCUGAUGAACACACUUAAACUUGGAAAGAGACAGGAAGAAGUACGAAAGCAAUUUGCAAAGAAUUACUCUAAGAAGCUAACACAGAAGUAGAGUGAUUGGGAAGAGAAGGAAUUUUAGAGAGAAACUGCUCUUUAGUACUUGAGUUUCUCUAGAUUUUGGGAGUUGUGUUCACCUGCUUUUGUUAGUCAAGUUUGAAAGGACUGCUGUCUGUUGUUAGGGAUUUUUUUUAAUAACCUUAGUAUUCCAGCUGUUUGCAUAUGAUCUUAUUCUCAGAUUUAUUGAAAUUAAAUAAGAAAAAAAAUGAGAUGUUAUGAUCUGUAAAUUGAACCAUUAAAGUAUGAAUAUGUUCCAUUGAUUCA
Molecule: messenger RNA, 1725 nt
Organism: Rhea pennata
Lineage: Eukaryota; Metazoa; Chordata; Aves; Rheiformes; Rheidae
Gene: TRMT10C
Product: tRNA methyltransferase 10C, mitochondrial RNase P subunit
Exons: 3
Coding region: 212-1456 (414 amino acids)
Biological process (GO): mitochondrial tRNA 5'-end processing; positive regulation of mitochondrial translation
Cellular component (GO): mitochondrion; nucleoplasm; nucleus
Molecular function (GO): tRNA binding
Source: RefSeq, a predicted model, not a curated record